Molecule: messenger RNA, 282 nt
Organism: Adineta steineri
Lineage: Eukaryota; Metazoa; Rotifera; Eurotatoria; Adinetida; Adinetidae
Source: the annotation of a GenBank genome assembly
AUGGAAAAUUAUUUUCAUAUACCAAAUGAAUUUUCCGAUGUUAAAAUUUCAUUUAAAAAUGAAAAUGAUACAAUUUUAUAUGCAAAUAAAGCUAUUUUAUCGGAAGCAUCACCUAUAAUUAAAGCUUUUUUAGCUAUUGAACCUGACAGUAUAUUUAUUAUUGAUGAAGAUGAUGAACAAUCAAUAAUAACAUCAACAGAUGUUAUUGAUCUUUUAAAAUUUAUUUAUCCACAAUUUACAAUGAAAAUAACUGAACAAAAUAGUAAAAUUUCUAUUGAAUAA